UCGGGAUAAGUACGAAGCCUGUACUCCAGGAUGUCUCGUCUCUCGUCUUGGGCGGCGACAACCAUAUGAAGUAGGUACAGAGUAAGAAGUACAGUACUUCCGACGUAUUUCUCCUCACUUUACAAGUCAACGCAUGUGAUAAUCCCGUGGUUGGAUGUCGACUGGAAAUGCUUCCCGCUAAGAAGGAAAAAACCCCCCCCAACCUUCUGACACGUGCUUCCGGCGAGGUUCCCCGUCUUUCCCCCCCUACCUUUCAUUUCGGUUCCGCUGUGACUAACGCUCUGCAUCAUGCGUUUGUUUCCUGGGUACUAGUUAUUAUUUUUCGUCUGCAGCGUCUCUAUCCUCUUUUUGAGUUUCAUUCUUGCCACUUCGCUUCUUCUCUUUCCAUACCUUUAUAUGCAAGAUAUUCCGUAAGCCUGUCUCUUUGCUGCAUCGCACUGAGGAUCAUGCCAAAAGUGCCUUCGUACGGAGUCCACCCAACGGCCCCCAGGCCAGAGAAUAAGCAUGUGCCUCGGGUAGGGUCUUGCGCCCAAGCAUGAAGUACUUGCGAUAGUUGGAGUGGGCCUCUCAAAGGUCCGGAAUGCACCUGCUUUUCAGCUGGCGCCUGUUCGAUGGGUCAUGGCCUUUUGAUUUGA
Messenger RNA from Sodiomyces alkalinus F11, 635 nucleotides. RefSeq lists its product as hypothetical. Bases 168 to 539 code for a protein of 123 amino acids. Lineage: Eukaryota; Fungi; Ascomycota; Sordariomycetes; Glomerellales; Plectosphaerellaceae. The record is from RefSeq and is a predicted model, not a curated record. The transcript has a single exon.